UGCUCUUCUUUAUAUUCAUUUCUACACAAAAAUAAAAACAAACUACCUUAAUCACAAAGCAAAAAGGAGCAUUUUUUUUAAUAAUAAAUUAAUAAAAGCUCCGGCCAACUUCCCGGUAAUACUCCGCCGCCGUGCAUCCCGGACUUUAGUUCAGUUGGGUUACUGAAAUUUAACGAAAUGGGUCAAGAAUCUUUCAUAUACAGUUUUGUAGCUCGUGGUACUAUGGUACUAGCUGAAUACACAGAGUUCACCGGGAAUUUCCCGGCGAUUGCAGCUCAGUGUUUGCAGAAAUUGCCCUCUUCAAAUAAUAAGUUCACUUAUAAUUGUGAUCAUCAUACUUUUAACUUCCUUGUUCAAGAUGGUUAUGCUUAUUGUGUAGUUUCCAAAGAAUCUGUGGGCAAGCAAAUUUCUAUUGCAUUUUUGGAACGUGUGAGAGCUGAUUUUAAUAAAAGAUAUGGUGGUGGUAAAGCAGAUACGGCUGUGGCUAAAAGUCUUAAUAAAGAGUUCGGACCUGUCAUGAAAGAACACAUGCAGUAUAUAAUUGACCACGCUGACGAGAUUGAGAAACUACUAAAAGUUAAAGCCCAAGUGUCUGAAGUCAAAAGUAUUAUGUUGGAGAAUAUUGACAAGGCCAUUGAAAGAGGGGAAGACUUGACUAUACUAUCUGGCAAGACUGAGAACCUGCGUGAUUCGGCCCUUGAAUUCAAGACAAAGGGGACUCAAAUACGGCGGAAGAUGUGGUAUCAGAAUAUGAAAAUAAAGUUGGUUGUGUUUGGCAUCAUCCUGCUAUUGGUUCUUAUAAUCUGGCUUUCAAUUUGUCGUGGCUUCAAUUGCACGAACUAGCAUAUCAAUGCACACAGUUGGGACCGAAUUCAUACACAUGUGGACUGACAGGAUCCAAACAGGCACAUCUGAGGAGGAAUUUGCCAUGAAGAAAGUAAAGCAUCUAUAUGGCCUUUGUUUCAGAAACCUUUUAGAAAAACCAGAAAAAAACAUUCUUUUUUCCUGUGUUAUUUUCUUAUAGAUUCUUAGAGCAGUGUGAAUGUCUUUUUAUUAGUGUGUUUGUUUUCGGGGAGGCCUCGGCGGGGUGGAGGGUUGCAGGCAGUGGAUAUAAGCUUAAAAUUGUGUAUUCUGUGCUGUGUAUAUUGUAGACAUGCUAGAUAUCUAUAAUUGGUAAAAGAAUUUUGAUUCAGUGAAAAUAUCUGUGAUUGAUAGCUUUGUUGUAA
Molecule: messenger RNA, 1226 nt
Organism: Solanum lycopersicum (tomato)
Lineage: Eukaryota; Viridiplantae; Streptophyta; Magnoliopsida; Solanales; Solanaceae
Product: vesicle-associated membrane protein 724
Biological process (GO): vesicle-mediated transport
Cellular component (GO): membrane
Source: RefSeq, a predicted model, not a curated record